AUGGCUGAGCUACUCCUUUUGGAUGCCUUACCACGGCAGGCUCUUGGAAGAGCCCGUGUAUUUCAAGAGCAUACUGAUUUACUGGCAGAAAGUGACGAGUGGUUGUUAUCGCGUUUUAGAUUGCCACUGCAUGUGCUGCUGCAAAUUUGCACUGUGCUGGAACCGCAACUGGCCAGACAGACAAAACGAUCAAACCCCAUCCCUCCACAUCUCCAGAUCCUUACUUCAUUAGGAUUUCUGGCCACGGGAACAUUUCAAAGGGAGAUGGGAGACGGAUCUGGUGUGUCGCAGUCUUCGGUGAGUCUUGCGCUCCCCUUGGUCAUCAAAUUCCUCCUCAAGUUAACACCCAGGUACAUUACAUUUCCAAACACCGCCGCUGAACAAAUACAGAUUAAGACAGAUUUUCAUGCUAUUGCUGGACUGCCAAACACCAUUGGAGCAAUAGAUUGUACACAUAUACGGAUCAAAGCCCCUUCACCUGACGCAUUCCCAUUCCUCAAUCGGAAGCAAUACCACUCCAUCAACGUCCAAAUUAUAUCAGAUUCAAAGUACAAGCUGCUAAAUGUGGUUGCGAGAUGGCAGGAGGAGCGCACGACUCAUUUGUGCUGCAAAACAGCGCAGGUGGCAUACGUCUUGCGCAAGGUGCGCAUGGAGAUGGCUGGUGAUCGCGGCUAUGCAUUAGCCUCAUGGCUUAUGACACCACUAACCAUCCCUCAGACCAGACAGGAGUGCUUGUAUAACCAGCUGCACACGCGCACUCGUGCCGUAGUCGAGCGCACAAUUGGCGUUUUGAAGGCCCGGUGGAUGUGCCUUGACACUGCUGGUGGCAAGCUGCUCUACACAUCGGAGAAAGCAUGCCAAAUUAUUCUGGCAUGCUGCAUAUUGCACAAUAUUGCAGUGAAGGAAGGCGUUCCAUUCCCCGAUCCAGCACCAGCAGAAGAAAUGCCACAAGACCCCCCACAUGGACCACACCAGUAAAAUGCAAUCAUGACAAGACAGCAGUUAAUUGCACGGCUUUAGGGUAGGCCAUGAUGUUGCAGCCUAAUUAAUUUAAUAUAAUGAASAGCUUUAUUCAGACUUGGACUUUUUAAAUUCACAUUUUAUUUUGUUGCGAUUUAGUCAGCACAUCAGCUAUGCAUGCCAGACUGUCUGAUAUUUUCUCCAAAGUGCCAGACAUAUUAUGCAGACAUUUUAAAAUGCUUUCUUGAUUUUUCAGAAUGGC
This is a messenger RNA of Austrofundulus limnaeus, 1222 nucleotides long. RefSeq names its product putative nuclease HARBI1. NCBI's taxonomy places the organism in Eukaryota, Metazoa, Chordata, Actinopteri, Cyprinodontiformes, Rivulidae. The record is from RefSeq and is a predicted model, not a curated record. The coding region runs from base 1 to 978 and encodes 325 amino acids. The transcript has 2 exons.